This is a messenger RNA of Rotaria sp. Silwood2, 1521 nucleotides long. The record is from the annotation of a GenBank genome assembly. Lineage: Eukaryota; Metazoa; Rotifera; Eurotatoria; Philodinida; Philodinidae.
AUGGCUUAUCCAUUGGCAUCUUUCUUUUGUCCAAUCACUCAUGAACUCAUGACAGAUCCAGUCAUUGAUUCCGAUGGUAACAGUGACGAAAAACAUGCAAUUGAAGAUUGGAUUCGUAAAAAUGGUACAUCACCAAUAACUCGUAGCCCUCUUUCUAUUGAUGUCUUUCAUCCAAACAGAGCUCUUAAAAUAGCUAUUGAUGAAUAUGGACACUCCAUUCAACCAGAAAUUCACUCAACUUCUUCUCUCACGAAAACACGCUUGUCUGAAAUCAAAAUAACUGGAAAUCAUGCUAAUGGUUUUGUUCACAUCUCAAUUCAGCCUCCACAAAAUGAAAAUCGUUCUUUAUGUGAUAUUUGUUGUGUAGUUGACACUUCAGGUUCAAUGUCAGAUAUGGCAGAAAUUCAAAAUGAUAAAAAUGAACAAUAUGGUUUAUCACAGUUAGAUUUGGUUAAACAUGCCAUAAAGACAAUCGUACAUUCUCUUCAAGAACAAGAUCGACUAUCGAUUGUAUCAUUUUCUAAUAAUGCUAGAAUCUUGUUUAAAUUAACAAAUAUGAAUGACGAAGGAAAAACAAAUGCCUUGGCUGCCAUCGAAAACUUAUCGAGUGAUGGUUCAACAAAUUUAUGGGAUGGUCUUCGAACUGGUCUUGAAAUUUUAUCGAAAGAACAACGUUCUACUGGAAGCAUUUCAGUUUUGUUUCUUUUGACCGAUGGUUGUCCUAACGUAGAACCGCCAGGUGGUCACUUGAAAUCACUUGAAAAACUUAAGCAAGAAACUAAUUUUACAUGUGUUGUUAAUACUUUUGGUUUUGGAUAUAAAUUGAACAGCAAACUUCUUGAAGAUAUUUCUAUAUUAGGAAAUUCUGGCUCAUAUGCAUUUAUUCCCGAUGGAUCAUUUGUAGGAACAAUCUUUAUUAAUGCCAUUUCGACGCUGUUAAGUACAGUCGCAACCAAUGUGCAGUUGUUGCUUCAUGAAGAGCAAAUUUUACCUACUGCUUAUACACGUUGGUAUUCGACGAAAAGCACUAAUGAAGGUACCUAUUUUGAUUUGGGCUCGAUUACAUAUGGUCAAAGCAAAGAUUUACUGAUUCCACUUGCUCCGAAAUCUAUUAGUAAAUGUAAAUUCACGCUGACUUAUGAUAACCUAGACAACAUGAAGAAAUCUGUGACCUUCAAUUUGAAAAAUAAUCUUCAACAAGCUGAUCUUCAUCUCAUAACUCGACAUAAAUUUCGACUAGAAUUUGUCCAUUGUGUACGAACAGCAUUAGAACAAAUGUGUGAAGUAAAAACAAAAUCAAGAAAUACACAAGAGCAACAUAAAGCAGCAAUGAAUCAGAUCAACACAUUAGAGAAGAAUAUGAGAAAAUAUGCAGAUAUAAAUGAUGAAUUUAUAAAAGAUUUAUUGACAGACUUAACAGGACAAGUACGCCAAGCUAUUGAAAAAGAAGAUUGGUUUCAUAAAUGGGGCAUACACUUUUUACCUAGUUUAACACGUAAGUUUGAUUAUAUAAAUAUGUGA